GGUCAUUCGCGAACGAACCGGCUCUUAGAAUUGGCUCUUUGAAGUGAACGACGGGUGCCGGCAACUAAUAGGGAGCCGCUCUUAAUAGGAGCCGAUUUACACACACGCACACACACGCACACACACACACACACGCACACACACACACGCAGAAAUACACACACUGCAGUGAAGAGAAUGGGGAGGACACAGCGGCACACUGAGAGCAGUACACUAACAGGGAGACAGGGAGACGAGCGAGAGGUCGAUAGCGCUACAGAGAAAAAAAAACAACACGGUGGAAGGUGGAAAAGUGAGAAAGUGGAUAGGAAACGCAGUGAAAUUUGGACUCAUUUCAACUUAAUUGAUAGUUCAAAGGCAGCGUGAAGACUGUGAAGUUAAAAUAUCAAAUUUUAAUUUGUUGUGUGGUAAUCAAAGCUUACUUAUGUUGUUUUACUGUAAAUAGUUAAAAGCUUAUAAAUAUAGACAAUCAGAGAUUGGAACUUUUUGUUGACCUUGUUUUGAUGGGUCUUUGUCUUUGUUUUUGUACUUUGUAAUUUAUUUUUUGUAGCACUCCGUGUUGUACUCCAUGUUGAGUAUGUUCAGAAGAAUAUAAAUAAAGGCAUAUAAAUAAUAAAUAGUUGAUAUACAGUAUAUUUUUACAUUAGUAAUUCAUUUUAACAUAAUUUUACAUUAUUUUUGGUAGUAAAUUAAUUUAAGCAACAAAAAAACUGAGGAGCCGUUUGGGAGGCAAAAGAGCCGGCUCUUUUUAGUGAGCUGAGCCAAAAGAACUUGCUCUCUAAAAAGAGCCGGAAUUCCCAUCACUAUUAUGGGGGGGAUUCGGCGGGUCGAGACACGGACGCUCGCCCGGCUCGAGGACGCAUGUGUCGGCUACAGUGAUCAAGCGGACCCUCGGCCUGCCGGGAUGCGGACACGGACGAUUGGGAAAUGUGGUUCGCUUGAACCGGAGGAUAAAAUGCGGGCGCACGUUUUCGAAAAAGAAAAUCAGUGGGCCCUCCAAUCGGCAUGAACAUCAGUACAAACUGCACCCCACAGGGGGGUGGCGGUGGGCUGGCUGCGCUGGAGUCGGUUUCCAUCGUAACCAUCACCCUACUGGCCUGCCUGGGCAACCUUCUGAUCGUGGCCACGCUCUAUCGCCGCCCCUACCUGCUGACGCCCAGCAACAAAUUUGUCUUCAGCUUGACUCUGUCCAACCUGCUGCUGUCAGCCCUGGUCCUGCCCUUUGUGGCCGUCAGUUCAGCCAAGAGGGAGUGGGUGUUCGGCGUGGUGUGGUGUAACUUCACCGCUCUGCUCUACCUGCUCAUCAGCUCGGCCAGCAUGCUCACACUGGGGGCCAUUGCCAUUGACAGGUACUACGCAGUGCUCUACCCGAUGAUCUACCCCAUGAAGAUCACGGGAAACCGGGCCGUGGUGGUGAUCGCCUACGUGUGGCUCCACUCCCUGGUGGGCUGCCUGCCCCCUCUCUUCGGUUGGUCCUCCUUCGAGUUUGACUGCUUCAAGUGGACCUGCGUGGCGUCGUGGCACCGCGAGCCAGCCUACACGGCCUUCUGGGUAGCCUGGUGCAUCCUGCCGCCCUUCCUGGUCAUGCUGGCGUGCUACGGCGUUAUUUUCCGCGUGGCCCGCAUUAAAGCCCGCAAGGUGCACUGUGGUACGGUGGUCGUCUCCCAAGAGGACGGCGGUGGCAGCGGCUCGCAGAGGAACGAACGCAAGAACUCGAGCACGUCGACGUCGUCCAGUGGUAGUCGGCGGAGCUUGGUGUACUCCGGGAGCCAGUGCAAGGCCUUUGUCACCAUCCUGGUCGUGAUCGGGACUUUCCUCAUGACCUGGGGGCCCUACGUGGGUGUGGUUUGUACAGAGGCCCUGUUCGGACAGGGGAGUGUCUCCCACGGGCUGGAGACUCUGGUGGUGUGGCUGUCCUUCUGCAGCGCCGUGUGCCACCCACUCAUCUACGGCCUGUGGAAUAAGACUGUGAGGAAGGAGCUUCUGGGCAUGUGCUUCGGUGAUCGCUACUAUAGAGAGUCCUUCGCCACGAGGCACAGGACCUCGCGCCUUUUCAGCAUCUCCAACAGGAUCACAGACUUGGGAUUGUCGCCCCACCUGACGGCCAUGUUGGCAGGAGGCGGACAGCUUCUGACCCCGGGGAGUAGCACUGGAGACACCGGCUUCAGUUUUACUCAGGACUCAUGUACAGAUGUGAUGCUGCUAGACAACUUUUCCACUGAUGGCUCCUGCCAUCCACAUUAUUCCUUCAAUCCGUCUGGAAAGAGGAGGAGCUCUGUCACGUUUGAAGACCAGGUGGAGCAUUCCAAAGCUGAGCAUGCAGCGUCAGUGCACGCCGAGGUCCACAAGUCACUGGACACCUUCGCCUCCUGCCUGGCCAAAGCCAUAGAGAGCGACGCCAAACUCACCCUCUUCGGGGACAUUUUGGCUGCUCCGGCGAGUCUCUUCACGGCCCGGGUCGCACCCAGGCCCAGAUAUUUGGACGGUCAGAGACUGAGGCUGGAAAGCAUCGACGAAGGCAUCGUCAAAGACGACAAUGACGAGCGGGUCUGUUCGCAAUCUUCCACAGGGACCAUUCAGACUGUGAACAAUUUUAUGUGAAAGACUGAAAAGGCAUCCUUCAUUCCUACAUUCACACUCAAAUGUUACUCAAAAUCCAUUCGACCAAGUACUGUAGUAGCACCUAGCUUUGUCAAUGGAAAAUUAUCAACAACAUGUAGCGCUAAGUCGGUACCGUGCAGCGGUAGCUUACUUGAUACAUUUGAUGGUUGUUAUCGAACCUUCAAAGUGGAACACAAUUUGGUGCAAUAGUUGAAUUCCAAAUUGCUCCAACCACAGAGCAUUUUUAAGAUGGGAAAUAUAAUCUUAAAAAGAUAAAUGUAGAGCGGAUUACAGGUGAAAUCCACAAGUGUAAAAAUAAAAACUAAAUAAAGGGCAUUGCCCAACUGUAAAAAAUACAACUAGUAAAUCUUCUCACACGUUACGAACACCUGAUAUGUAUUCAAACGAGAGACAGGAAAGUGUUUCUGACCACUGUCCCGUGCAGUAGGGCAAAAAAAAAAAAAGCCAAAGAACCCAAAA
Molecule: messenger RNA, 3081 nt
Organism: Hippocampus zosterae (dwarf seahorse)
Lineage: Eukaryota; Metazoa; Chordata; Actinopteri; Syngnathiformes; Syngnathidae
Gene: gpr161b
Product: G protein-coupled receptor 161a
Exons: 6
Coding region: 1006-2601 (531 amino acids)
Biological process (GO): G protein-coupled receptor signaling pathway
Cellular component (GO): membrane; recycling endosome
Molecular function (GO): G protein-coupled receptor activity
Source: RefSeq, a predicted model, not a curated record